AGGUUCUUUAACAGCAGAAAAAUAGCUCAGUAUAUCGAAGAAAAUAAAAAAGAAAACAAAUUAAACAUGUGGGAGUUAGAGAAAAGAUAAAAUAGGUGUAAUUCCAUUUCCAUCUCAUGGUCAUCUUUGAUUGAGAUCUGUUUUGACUUCCAUCAACUCCACUUUCCCAACACACACACACACAAAAAUUCACAUAUACAUACAUACAUACAUACAAAACAAAUAACAAAAGUACUAAUAACCCUUCUUUCCAAAUUAUUGAUUCUUGAAUUUUCUGACAAAAGAGAUAUGGAUGGUUCAGGGCAGCAACGAGAUACGAUGAUGUCUGAUGCAACACCACCACCUGCGCCGCCGCAUGCGGUGGGGGGAAUAGAGAAUAUUCCGGCGACGUUGAGUCACGGUGGGAGGUUUAUUCAAUAUAAUAUAUUUGGUAACGUAUUUGAAGUAACUGCUAAGUAUAAACCUCCUAUUAUGCCUAUUGGUAAAGGUGCUUAUGGUAUUGUUUGUUCUGCUUUGAACUCGGAGACAAAUGAGCAUGUAGCAAUAAAGAAAAUUGCUAAUGCUUUUGAUAACAAGAUUGAUGCCAAGAGGACUUUGAGAGAGAUCAAGCUUCUUCGGCAUAUGGAUCAUGAAAACAUUGUUGCGAUUAGAGAUAUAAUUCCACCACCACAGAGAGAAGCCUUUAAUGAUGUUUAUAAUGCGUAUGAGCUUAUGGAUACUGAUCUCCAUCAAAUUAUUCGCUCGAAUCAGGGUUUAUCUGAGGAGCACUGCCAGCAUUUCUUGUAUCAGAUCCUCCGUGGGUUGAAAUACAUACAUUCUGCAAAUGUUUUGCACAGAGACUUAAAGCCUAGCAAUCUUCUCUUGAAUGCCAACUGUGAUUUAAAGAUAUGUGAUUUUGGGCUAGCUCGUGUCACUUCUGAAACUGACUUUAUGACCGAAUAUGUUGUGACAAGAUGGUAUCGUCCACCUGAGCUGUUGUUAAAUUCAUCUGACUAUACCGCAGCAAUUGAUGUAUGGUCAGUGGGUUGCAUCUUCAUGGAACUGAUGGACAGAAAACCCCUAUUCCCUGGCAGAGAUCAUGUACACCAGCUGCGUCUUAUUAUGGAGUUGAUUGGUACUCCUUCAGAGGCUGAAAUGGAGUUUUUAAAUGAGAAUGCAAAACGAUACAUCCGACAACUUCCUCUUUACCGUCGACAAUCAUUUACUGAAAAGUUCCCACAUGUAAACCCAGCUGCUAUUGAUCUUGUCGAGAAAAUGUUGACAUUUGAUCCGAGAACGAGAAUAACAGUUGAAGACGCACUUGCACAUCCUUACCUAACAUCGCUCCAUGAUAUCAGUGACGAGCCCAUUUGUGUGACUCCUUUUAGCUUCGACUUUGAACAGCAUGCCCUUACGGAGGAACAGAUGAAGGAGCUGAUUUACAGGGAGUCCAUUGCGUUUAAUCCUGAAUACCAGCACAUGUGAAUAAUCGCUGGUAGAUUGUUGUCGGUCUCAUCUCCGUGUUACAUGUUCGUGUAUAUAUGUGUGCAUUUUGUCCGGGAACAUGGAUGAGUUUCUUAUGCAAACACUUAGUUAUGAAGCUGAUUUAUGUAUGAAGAAUUGUUUGAUAAGGUGGAUCGAUUGUAUCGUUUCUGUUUUUUUUUUUUUUUUUUUUUUUUUACUGAAAAUGAAAUUCUGGUGGACGAUGUCUGUAUCAAAUUCAGGUAGGGUUAAGGUCUGCGUUCAUUCUACCCUCCCUGCACCCCAUUUUGUGGGAUUUCACUAGGUAUGUUGUUGAUGUCUGUAUCAGAUGCAAUUCUGUUGUCAUUGACAUUCUUACUUGUUUGCCAACACGCCCAUCAAUUUCAUGCUUUGCUUUUAUUCUA
This is a messenger RNA of Lycium barbarum (goji berry), 1865 nucleotides long. Its product is annotated as mitogen-activated protein kinase homolog NTF4-like. NCBI's taxonomy places the organism in Eukaryota, Viridiplantae, Streptophyta, Magnoliopsida, Solanales, Solanaceae. Gene Ontology annotation, biological process: intracellular signal transduction; protein phosphorylation. The record is from RefSeq and is a predicted model, not a curated record. Gene Ontology annotation, molecular function: ATP binding; MAP kinase activity. Bases 289 to 1464 code for a protein of 391 amino acids. Gene Ontology annotation, cellular component: nucleus; cytoplasm. The transcript has 6 exons.